Molecule: messenger RNA, 2544 nt
Organism: Esox lucius (northern pike)
Lineage: Eukaryota; Metazoa; Chordata; Actinopteri; Esociformes; Esocidae
Gene: nxn
Product: nucleoredoxin
Exons: 8
Coding region: 218-1474 (418 amino acids)
Molecular function (GO): thioredoxin-disulfide reductase (NADPH) activity
Source: RefSeq, a predicted model, not a curated record
UCCUGCACACCACACUGACGACUGAGCUGAGCAACGUUAUAGCUAGCUAGUCGUGCACACAUUGAGCCUACACACCACGAAUUUGGGGCUCUCCACGGAGGCUGAAUUGGAGGACGAGGGCGUGUUGGUUUUCAUUGAACAUUUCACUUGUAAUUUUCUACAGUCUUGGUAACAGAACGGAAUAUAAUUAGGGUUUGUUUCAAAGAUUCGAGUAGCGAUGUCGGAGUUUUUGGUGAAUCUACUCGGGGAGCGGCUCGUCAACAGCGAGAAAGCCGAAGUGGAUGUGCAGGCGCUGGGCAGCAAGCUGUCCCUGGUCGGGCUCUACUUCGGCUGCAGUUUAAACGGCCCGUGUAAGCAGUUCAACGCCAGUCUGUGUGAGUUUUAUAGUAAGUUCAAAAAAUCAUCAGAACAUAAAGACAAAUUGGAAAUCGUCUUCGUCUCAUCUGAUCAGGACCAGAAACAUUGGCAAGACUUUUUACAAGAGAUGCAAUGGCCGGCAUUGCCUUUCAAAGACAGACACAAAAAGAUGAAGCUGUGGAACAAGUACAAGGUAACCAGUAUUCCCUCGCUGGUGUUUGUGGACGCGACUACUGGGAAGGUGGUGUGUCGGAACGGACUGCUGGUGGUGAGAGAUGACCCUAAAGGCCUGGAGUUCCCUUGGGGGCCCAAGCCCUUCGCAGAGGUGGUGGCAGGCCCUCUGCUCAGGAACAACAGGCAGACUACAGACAUCAGCUCCCUGGAGGGCCACUAUGUGGGAGUGUACUUCUCAGCACAUUGGUGCCCUCCAUGCCGCGGCCUGACCCGGGUGCUUGUGGAGUCCUAUGGCACUGUAAAGGAAUCGGGUCAGAAGUUUGAGAUAGUGUUUGUUAGCGCUGACAGGUCGGAGGAGUCCUUUAAGCAGUACUUCAGUGAGAUGCCUUGGUUGGCAGUUCCAUACUCAGAUGAAGCCCGGCGAUCACGACUCAACAGACUCUUUGGAAUACAAGGUAUUCCCACCCUGAUUCUGCUGGAUGCCGAGGGUCACAUGAUCACGCGACAGGGCCGUGUGGAGGUGCUGAACGACCCAGAGUGUCGGCUCUUCCCCUGGCACCCCCGGCCCGUGCUGGAGCUCAGCGAGUCCAACGCUGUGCAGCUCCACGAGGGGCCCUGCCUCGUACUGUUUGUGGAUGCGGAGGAGGAGGGAGAGCUGGAGCCGGCGAAGGAACUUAUCCAGCCAAUCGCGGAGAAGAUCAUGGCUAAGUACAAAGCCAAGGAGGAGGAGACGCCGCUGCUCUUCUUCGUGGCUGGCGAGGACGACAUGAGCGACUCCCUGCGAGACUACACCAACCUGCCUGAGGCCGCUCCACUGCUCACCAUCCUGGACAUGUCCGCCCGGGCCAAGUAUGUUAAGGAUGUGGAGGAGAUCACGCCGGCUGUGGUGGAGACCUUCGUCCAAGACUUCCUGGCUGAGACGCUCAAACCGGAGCCCAUCUAGGAAGGACGCCCAGGAUGCUUCCCAACUGGCACACUAUUCCCUAUGUAGUGCACUACCCUGGUCAGAAGAUGCUCACCUAGAAACGGGACUGAAACCCACAGCUCCAUCUGAUCAAACCCUGACCCCCUGGCUCCUGCCAUCUCCAUCUGAUCAAACCCUGCCCACUCCCCCCCGGCUCCUGCCCACUCCACCUGACCAAACCCUGACCUUCUGGCUCCUGUCAUCUCCAUCUGAUCAAACCCUGCCCACUACCCCCCCCUCCCCAGCUCCUGCCCACUCCACCUGAUCAAACCCUGACCCCCUCAGCUCCUGCCAGCGCCAUCUGAUCAAACCCUGCCCACCCCCCCCCCACCCCGGCUCCUGCCCACUCCAUCAGAUUAAACCCUGACCCCACCCCCAGCUCCUGCCAGCUCCAUCUGAUCAAACCCUGACCCCACCCCCGGCUCCUGCCAGCUCCAUCUGAUCAAACCCUGACCCCACCCCCAGCUCCUGCCAGCUCCAUCUGAUCAAACCCUGACCCCACCCCCGGCUCCUGCCAGCUCCAUCUGAUCAAACCCUGACCCCACCCCCGGCUCCUGCCAGCUCCAUCUGAUCAAACCCUGACCCCACCCCCAGCUCCUGCCAGCUCCAUCUGAUCAAACCCUGACCCUGCCCCCGGCUCCAGCAAGCAUCCUCCCCUUUGUCAGAUUCCCAUCUCUCCUUUCUGUCAGACUGUUAGAGAAAGGUCUCACUUUUUACUGACAUUUAAACUUUUCUUAAACAUGCCCUUCUGUCAUGGAGUGUUCUCCUCCUGUGGUGCCUUGCAGUGACUGUAGUCCUACACUAUAUAGACUAAAUGGAGAUUCUGUUGCUUGUUGGCAUCCAGUCAAUAGCUUAUUUUUUAUCAGUUUUGUUAUUAGCAUUAUUGAUACUAGAAGAAACCACAUGCUCAAUGUUGAACAAAUGGACUUGAAUUUUCACCAUUAUUACCGUUGCCUUUGUCUUCUCAAUAAUGCCUCCUUGCUGUAGUGUUCCAAACUGUGCUGAGAAAGAAUAAAAUGAUUGCAACACAUUUAAACUCCUGUAAUUUA